Messenger RNA from Lichtheimia ornata, 612 nucleotides. Its product is annotated as GTP-binding protein ypt1. Lineage: Eukaryota; Fungi; Mucoromycota; Mucoromycetes; Mucorales; Lichtheimiaceae. The transcript has 5 exons. Gene Ontology annotation, molecular function: GTP binding; GTPase activity. Bases 1 to 612 code for a protein of 203 amino acids. The record is from RefSeq and is a predicted model, not a curated record. Gene Ontology annotation, biological process: regulation of exocytosis; protein secretion.
AUGAAUCCUGAAUACGAUUACUUGUUCAAGCUACUCCUCAUUGGUGACUCGGGUGUUGGCAAGUCUUGUUUGCUCCUUCGCUUUGCUGACGACACGUACACUGAGAGCUAUAUUUCAACCAUUGGUGUGGACUUUAAAAUCAGAACCAUUGAGCUUGAAGGAAAGACUGUCAAGUUGCAGAUUUGGGAUACGGCUGGUCAAGAACGUUUCCGCACCAUUACAUCAUCAUAUUAUCGGGGAGCUCAUGGCAUCAUUGUUGUCUACGAUGUCACAGACCAAGAUACUUUCAACAACGUGAAGCAAUGGAUGCAAGAAAUUGAUCGAUACGCAGCCGAAGGUGUCAACAAGUUGCUCGUUGGCAAUAAGAGUGAUAUGACUGACAAGAAGGUCGUUGAGACUGAUCAAGCAAAGGAAUUGUCAGAAUCGUUGAACAUACCCUUCUUAGAAACAUCAGCCAAGGAUUCCAGCAAUGUGGAACAAGCAUUUUUGACAAUGGCCAAGCAAAUCAAGGAUAGAAUGGGAACAACAAUGCAACAACAACAACCCAAAUCAACUGUCAAAGUCGGCCAAGGUGCAUCGGUGCAACCCAAGCAAUCCGGCGGAUGUUGCUAG